AUCGCGCACCUAGCAACAGCGGGGACGCGGGGUCCGCGGUAACGCGCGAUCGCCCGCGCCGCCCGACAAGCGGGGAGGCGGGUACGCGGGGGCCGCGGCAACGCGCGAUCGCUCGCGCCGCCCGGCAACGGCGGCAACGGUCAUUCGGCCACAGGAGAACUGAGCGCACCGGACGCGCACUGCGCACGCGUCGCUCACCUAGACUCUAUCUAUCUACAUUGUAAUAUUGAGCCGUUUCAAUUUAAUAUAUAAUUUCAAGUAAUCAAAGUUGAUCGUUUAAUUUAAUCAUCAACAUAUGGCGACCGUGACUACUGCAAUAUUUUGAAGAAAUUUCUAUUGAGAAAAGAAAAAAUCCCGUGACCCUACUGCGUCCUCCUGGCGUCGGUGGCUGUCCGGAAGAAAAAGGAGCCUGGCUGUUUGCACCUGCACUGCAAACCUCUGCGGCCCGGCGUGCCUGAGCACGUGUUGUCUUCGUGCUCCGCUCGUCGUGUCGUCGCCUCGUCGGUACUGUCUGCGCCUGUGCUGCAAAACUCAGCGGCCCGGCGUGCCUGAGCACGUGUUGUCGUGCUCCGUUCGCCGUGUCGUCGGUGCUGUCUGCCUGCGCCUGCGCUGUAAAGCAGCGGCCCGGCGUGCCUGAGCACGUGUCGUCUUCGUGUUCCGUCGCCGUGUCGUCGGUGCUGUCUACACCUGCGGUGAAAUACUCUGCGGCCCAGCGUGCCUGAGCACGUGUUGUCUUCGUGCUCCGUUCGCUGUGUCGUCGGUGCUGUCUGUCUACGCCUGCAUGCGAAAGUAAGCCCGUUCCAUAAUUUCCUUUGUCCCUACCUAUUUUCCAUUUUCUGUUUGGUGUGAGUGCUUAGCAGCUUUCGGGCGUCGGGGAGGUAUCCAGCUAGUAGCUAUAAAAUAUUCCUCGCAUUUAUAAUCUCUUACAAAGCACUGCAAGCUAACCUAACACCACGUGCCGCUAAAUUGCACGCUUGAACAAAGGUCUACUAUUAUUUUGUUUCUUGCACAAUAGUUCUCUUUAUUUGCCAAGUUAUCGUAACUUAUUAAGUCCGUGAAGUGCACGUUUUGACUAAGACCUACUUUACUUUCUUGCACGAAUAGCUAUCCCCAUUUAUCGAGUUUUUGUAACUCAUUAAUUCCACGAAGUUCAUGAUUAUUGCAUCCCAUUCAACGAAAUCUGCCGACUAUUCCAGCUUGGUGACUGCGUGCCUGAGUCCUUCGUGCUCCGUUCGCUGUGUUGUCGGCGGGCUUGACUGCGCGGCGGUCAGCGGCGCCCUGCGUACGCCGCGCACGCGUUAGGCGAGCUCGCAACGACGGUUUGUUUGCUGGACUUAAGAGGUAGAUUGCAAAUUAUUUGUACAAGUGAUAGUGUUUUGUCAACGUUAGUUCAGUUAGAAAUUUGAAGCCCAACCCAUUAUUGACAAAUUAUUUAAGUGUAGUGUGUAACUAGUAAUUUCCUACAUCACAAUUCUAAAAUACUAAAUAUAGAAGCCUUGUAUUGUUAAACAUGUUGGCCCCACAUUCGGUUGCCUCUCCUAGUGUAGAGAGUAAUGAAAGUUUGAAAACGUUAUUCCGUAGACGUGGGGGAAUUAGGAGUCGAAUAACAAUUUUUAGGAAUUAUAUGGAUAAUUUUAAACUUCACAAGACUCCUAGUAAUAUAGACAUUAGAGAAUUAACAUUAAGACUUAAUCAACUACAAGAACUUAUGUCUAAAUUUGAUACAAUACAGUCGGAAAUAGAAGCAAUAGCUCCGAAUUUAGAUGAACAAAUGUCAGAAAGAGAUAGUACAGAAAGUGAAUUUUAUUCUUUGAUUUCAGUGGCACAGGAAUUUAUAGGGUGCCAUUCUAGUGUACCAAAAGAAGACAAUGAGUCUAUAAAUUCUAAUAAAUCAAGCUGUAAAUUGAAUAGUUCAGUUAAAUUGCCUACCAUUAACUUGCCUACUUUUGAUGGUAAUUAUUCUAAGUGGCUAGAGUUUAGGGAUACAUUUGAUUCCCUGAUAAAUAAAAAUGAAUCUAUCCCAAUAAUAAAUAAGUUCCAUUAUUUAAGAAAUUCAUUAGUAGGUAGCGCUAGUGUUGCUGUGAGAUCAGUAGAGUUUUCCGAAGGAAACUAUCUGAUAGCGUGGACAUCCUUAUGCAAUAGAUUUAACAAUACAAAUAUACUUAUUAAUAAUCACUUACAAUCGUUAGUUAAUAUCAACACAAUACAAAAAGAAUCUUUUAGAGCAUUAAGAUACUUAAUUGAUCAAAUUCAAAAGAACUUGCACGCUUUAAAUAUUUUAGAAAUUCCCACUAAAGGAUGGGAUCCGUUAGUAAUAUUUUUGGUUUAAUCAAAACUAGAUCCUAGAACGAAUAGUAAAUGGGAGGAAUAUAAAGGUAAUUUGCCACACCUGCCUUCUCUAGAACAAUUUAUAAGAUUUUUAGAAAAAAGAGCUAUAAUUUUAGAAACUGCAAAUGGUGGUCAAAAUAAUUCGGGUAAACAUUCUAAUUAUAAAGAAAAUAAAUCUGUCAAGUCUUUAUCAACUAGUAUAGUAGGUUCUAAUUCUAAGGUAUGUGUUAUUUGUAAAUUCAGGGCAAUGACAUUAAAUGAAAGGCUUUGUGUGGUACAGGAGAAGAAUCUGUGUCACACAUGUCUCCGCAGUGGGCAUGAUAGCACAUCAUGUCAAUUAAGACUUUCUUGUAGGAUUUGUAAUGCAAAACAUAAUACAAUAUUACAUAGACACAGUACUAUGUCAAAUGUAGUUAAAGAAAAUAUAGAAACAACUCAGCCUGCUAUAAGUAUCAAUGACCUACCUGUUAGUUUAUCAGCCCACUUGCCAGGCCAAGUUCUUUUGUGCACUGCACAGGUAGAAAUUAUUAAUAAUUCUAAUCAUAGCUCUAUUAUUGCUCGGGCUUUACUGGAUUCUGGAAGCCAGUGUUCAUUUAUAACAAAAAAUCUUAAGGAGAGGCUAGGUUUGAACUCUAACCAAGUAAAUAAAUUUAAUGUUACAGGUAUAAAUAACAAUAUUGCCUGUGAAAUUACAGAGCGUUGCAGUUUAAUGUUAAGAUCACGAGUAGGCUCAUUUAAAAGGUCUAUAGAUUGCCUAAUUAUUCCUAAGAUUACUGGUAAAUUACCCUGUGUUCAAGUAAAUGCUGAAAGUUUAAAGUUUCCUAAAGAAGUGGUUCUAGCAGAUCCUUUAUUCUAUAAACCAGCUGACAUAGAUAUUUUGAUAGGAGCAGAUUACUUCUUUAAUAUUAUGUUAAAUAAUAAAAUCGAUUUAGGUGGUGACAAGCCUACUUUACAGGAAAGUCAGCUAGGGUGGCUAGUUGCUGGGCCUAUUGCUGAACCCUACUAUCGUUCUAAUAUUCAUUGUAAUUUAGUAAAUAGAGAUAAAAGGGUGUCACUACAAGAUAUUCAUAACUCAGUUAAAAAAUUCUGGGAGGUAGAAGAAUUACCUACAGAUUGUAAUAAGUAUUCUAUUGAUGAGCAAUUUUGUGAGUCUCAUUUUGUUAAAAAUACCCGUCGUUUAACAGAUGGACGUUUUUCAGUCAUGAUGCCACUAACGGAAGACCCGGAGCAGGCACUUGGCAAUUCAUUCCCUAUGGCAAUUAAACGUUUUGUUAAUUUAGAAAAGAAAUUGAGUAAACACUAUAAGGUUAAGCAACAGUAUAGUGACUUUAUUGAGGAAUAUGCUAAAUUAGGUCAUUUAAGCGAAAUUCAAAGACCCAAGUUUGCUUGUUAUUUACCUCAUCAUUGUGUCAUUCGGGAACAUCACGAUACCACUAAGCUGAGAGUAGUCUUUGACGCCUCAGCCAAAACUAGUUCAAGUAAAUCAUUGAAUGAUAUACAGGCUGUUGGCCCCAUUUUACAGAGUGACUUAUUUUCAAUUCUUAUUCGUUUUCGAAUUCAUAAAUUCGUAUUAAUAGCAGAUGUAGAAAAGAUGUACAGACAGAUAGCGUUAGAUGAAUCACAGAGACACCUUCAACUAGUAUUGUGGAGGGAUAAUCCUACAACUGAUAACAAUAUUAGUACAGAUGAUGUUAGUCAGUCAAUAAAAAUUUUACAGCUCAAUACUUUAACUUAUGGCAUGGCCUCUGCUCCAUUCUUAGCCACCAGGUGUCUAGCUGAGCUAGCUGAUAAAUGUCAAGAUAAGGUUAUAGCCAACGUCAUUAAAAAUGAUUUCUACAUUGAUGAUCUUAAUACAGGUGCCUCAAAUGUAGAGGAGCUAAGGCAUAUUUAUUUAAAUGUCACGAAGGUUUUAAAAUCAGCUUGUUUUCCACUGCGUAAAUUUCGAACAAAUUGUCCUCAAAUUCUUAGUAGUACAUCAGAUUCAGAUAGAUGUGUUGAAUUUCAUGAUAAAGCUAAUGUCUUGGGUUUAAAUUGGUCACCAAAGACCGAUGAACUACAUUUCCCAGAUGGGAUUGAGUUUAGUUCAAAGGUUACCAAACGAAUUAUCAUUUCCACAACAUGUAAAUUAUUUGAUCCAUUAGGUUUAGUUAGUAGUUGUAUAAUUAAGGCAAAAAUUUUACUGCAGCAUUUGUGGAUUGCAAAACUAGACUGGGACGACCCAGUACCAGAGCUUUACGCAAAAAGAUGGUUAAAUUUCAUACAAAAUUUACAUUAUUUAUCUAACAUUUUUAUACCUCGUCAUGUUUUAAUUAAUAACAAUUUAAAUGAGCAGACUGUUGAUUUACACUGCUUUGUUGAUGCGUCUCAACAGGCAUAUGGAGCCUGUGUUUAUAUACGUUCUCAGGAUAGGGAACAAAAUGUUACAGUGAGAUUAUUAUGUGCAAAAACUAGAGUUUCACCUAUUAAAGCCCUCACUAUCCCACGUCUUGAGUUAUGUGCAGCUCUGAUUGGUGCUCAAUUAAGUGAAAAGGUUUUAAAUUCGGUACCGUGCACUGUAGUAAGUAAAUAUUUAUGGACUGAUUCAACAGUGGUACUUGGAUGGCUGAAAACUCAAAAUAAAACUUUGCAAUCUUUCGUACGUAACAGGGUCAAUAAAAUUAAUGAAUUAACAAAAGACUUUGAAUGGAAGCAUGUUCCAACUGAAUUAAAUCCAGCCGAUUUGGCUUCUAGGGGGAUUGACCCACAGCAUCUGCAGUUCUUAACUUUAUGGUGGGAGGGUCCUUCAUUCCUAAGAGAGGAUCGUUCUCGAUGGCCUGCUCAACCUCACACCAUACCAAAAGAUUUACCAGAGGUCAAGGUAUUACACUCUGCUGAUGAUACUAAUAACAAUAUUUCAUUUAUUCCGUUUAAAAAAUAUUCUAACUUUAUGAGACUUUUAAGAGCCUAUGCGUAUGUUCUACGCUUCAUCAAAAAUGUAAAAAAUAAACAAUCAAAAAUAAAAGGGCCAUUACAGGCAAACGAAUUAGAUAAUUCAUUAUUAGUACUACUUAAGGAAAGUCAGGUUGAGUCAUUCACAAAAGACAUUAAAAAUAUUCAAAAGGGUAUAGAACUUCCUCAUAAAAGUAAAAUAUUGUGUUUAAAGCCCAUAUUAGAUACCAACGGGUUGCUGAGAGUUGGGGGUAGACUAAGACAUUCAGAUUACCAAUAUGAUAAGAAACACCCAAUAUUACUAGAUGGUAAGCACCACUUAGCUAAACUUAUAAUGAAAUACGAACAUUUACAUUUGUUACAUGCAGGGCCACAGUUGCUUUUGUCCUCGGUCCGCGAGAGGUUCUGGCCUCUUGGGGGCAGAAACUUAGCUCGCAGUGUCGUUAAGCAAUGUGUUAUCUGUACCCGUAUGAAUGGUCAGACGGUGCAACCUAUUAUGGGCGACCUGCCGAACGUAAGGACAAAUGCUGACUUCCCCUUCAAUUGUAGCGGAAUGGACUUCGCGGGGCCAUUUAUGAUUUCCUCUAAAAAGGGACGAGGCAACCGUGUAACCAAGGCUUACCUAUGUGUCUUUGUAUGUUUAAUAACCAAGGCCUUACAUUUAGAAGUGGUAAGUGACCUAUCCACAGAGGCUUUUAUAUUGUGUCUGCGUAGGUUUGUGUCACGUCGCGGCAAACCUUACGCUUUAUAUUGUGAUAAUGGUAAAAACUUUGUUGGUGCCAAUAAUGAGUUGGGUAGGGUUAUAAGGUCCAGCAUUCAAGCGGUCACUGACUAUGCAGCGAAUGAGGCAAUAAAAUUCUCUUUUAUUCCCGCGUACUCUCCACAUUUUGGUGGAAUAUGGGAGGCGGGCGUUAAAUCGGCCAAGUAUCAUUUAAAACGCGUAGCUGGCAAUACCCCCCUGACGUUUGAAGAGUUAGCGACGCUCUUCACCCAAAUAGAAGCUAUUCUGAACUCCCGACCACUUUCUCCACUCUCUUCAGAUCCUAAUGAUACUAAUCCUUUGACUCCCGGGCAUUUCUUAAUUGGACGUCCGUUGAUGUCAGUACCUUCAUUACCAGUUAACACAGCUAGACCUAACAGAUAUGAACUGAUUGAAAAGACAAGGCAACAAUUCUGGAAGAGGUGGAGCCGUGAAUUUAUCGCCGAGCUUCAAAAUCGCGCCAAAUGGAAAAGGAAUUCCAAGGAAAUUCAGGUCGGAGAUCUGAUUAUAAUUAAAGAGGAUCACUCGAUGCCGCUACACUGGCGUAUGGGACGAGUGGAAAGGCUGUACCUUGGAGCGGACGGCAUCUGUAGGGUAGCAGAUGUACGGACAGCCACCGGUACCGUCAAACGGGCGGUUACAAAAUUGUGCCCUCUACCGGGGGUAGAUCAAGAGGAGCAGGAGUUGAAGAUUUCAACGCCCCGGAGGAUGUGCGCGCCAUCGCGCACCUAGCAACAGCGGGGACGCGGGGUCCGCGGUAACGCGCGAUCGCCCGCGCCGCCCGACAAGCGGGGAGGCGGGUACGCGGGGGCCGCGGCAACGCGCGAUCGCUCGCGCCGCCCGGCAACGGCGGCAACGGUCAUUCGGCCACAGGAGAACUGAGCGCACCGGACGCGCACUGCGCACGCGUCGCUCACCUAGACUCUAUCUAUCUACAUUGUAAUAUUGAGCCGUUUCAAUUUAAAUAUAAUUUCAAGUAAUCAAAGUUGAUCGUUUAAUUUAAUCAUCA
Messenger RNA from Trichoplusia ni (cabbage looper), 7025 nucleotides. RefSeq lists its product as uncharacterized. Gene Ontology annotation, molecular function: nucleic acid binding. Bases 2576 to 6748 code for a protein of 1390 amino acids. The record is from RefSeq and is a predicted model, not a curated record. The transcript is spliced from 2 exons. NCBI's taxonomy places the organism in Eukaryota, Metazoa, Arthropoda, Insecta, Lepidoptera, Noctuidae. Gene Ontology annotation, biological process: DNA integration.